AGUACUUCUAUCUCCGAAUUUGGUUUGUGGAGUGGGGGCAGGAUCCCCAUCUUCUGGCCCUAACCUUGAAAUAAGCUGACCCGGCUUCAGUCGCCCACUGGAGCCGCCCGCGGGAAGUGCGGGUGGGUGAGGCAGCGCGGUGCUCCGUCCCGUUUCUCGGCAGCCGGGCCGGGAGGGGCAGAAAGUUCCAACAGCCGGGGGGCUUGGAGCCGAGCCCUACGCCCCACCCAGGCUGCGGCCGCGGGGGAGGAAGCGCGUAGAGGUGGAGUGCAAAGUUUCCUUUUUUUGCUUUUUCGUCAGAGCCGCCCCAGAGGCGGUGGGUGGGAAUGCCUGACCUGAGUGUGUAGGGCGUCCGGAGCUAGAGGGGUUAAAACGCUUCCCACCUCCCUAAAACGCACACCCCGCUAGCCCGCCAUGGGCAGCCGCGACCACCUGUUCAAAGUGCUGGUGGUGGGGGACGCCGCAGUGGGCAAGACGUCGCUGGUCCAGAGAUACUCCCAGGACAGCUUCAGCAAACACUACAAGUCCACGGUGGGAGUGGAUUUUGCUCUGAAGGUUCUUCAGUGGUCUGACUCGGAGAUGGUACGGCUCCAGCUGUGGGAUAUUGCAGGACAGGAGCGCUUCACCUCUAUGACACGACUAUACUAUCGGGAUGCCUCUGCUUGUGUUAUUAUGUUUGAUGUUACCAACGCCACUACAUUUAGCAACAGCCAGAGGUGGAAACAGGACCUGGACAGCAAGCUCACACUGCCCAGUGGAGAGCCCGUGCCCUGCCUGCUCCUGGCCAACAAGUGUGAUCUGUCCCCUUGGGCAGUGAGCCGGGACCAGAUUGACCGGUUCAGUAAAGAGAAUGGUUUCACAGGUUGGACGGAAACAUCAGUCAAGGAGAACAAAAACAUUAAUGAGGCCAUGAGAGUCCUCAUUGAAAAGAUGAUGAAUAAUUCCAGAGAAGACGUCAUAUCGUUGUCCACCCAAGGGGACUAUAUCAAUCUACAAACCAAGGCCUCCUCCAGCUGGGCCUGUUGCUAGUAGUGUUUGACUUGUUUUUCAUUCCAGUUUAAGGAGAUCUUUUCAACUCUUCCCUUUGGAUGCUCACCAAGCAGUUUUAUUAGGUACAUUUGAAUGUGCCUUGAAACCAUCAGUCGGCUUGUAUAGCAGCUGUCCAGUAAGGAGGCCCAUCAUCAUUUUAAGAAGACACCUGGGACCCAUGUGCAUUUCUGGAUCUCCUGAAAUUAUCUUAGCCUUGCUCCUGCCUCACAUGAUUGGGUUAGUGCCUUCUGAUUAAGGAGGAUCAUCUCAUAUCCAAUUCGUUAUAUGGAAUUUUGUGGGAAGGGUUAGAAAUCACCAUCUGUGUUUUAAACGUCAUAAUUCUCAGCUGCUUUGACCUGAUUUUUCCAUUUGAUGGAUGUUAAUAUCAUGACUUCAGAUUGAGGGGGUGGGGAUCAAGUGUCAUUUCCCAAAUUCUAGGUCAUUGCUUGCAGAUACUUUCUGUCUUGGAUUUUGAAUUUAAACAUCAGAUUCCAGGAUGUAGAAGGAGAGGCCUGGACAUCUGUGGCUAAAGUCAUAAUUUGCUUCCUCUUGUCUUGGCUUCAAGAAUAGUCCGGCUUUUAAACUACCUAUGUUGUAUGACGAGAGCAUUUCUUUCCACAAGGAAAGAACUCUGCCAGUGGUGUGGGGCUGGGUUUGCAGGUAUCUGGGUUGAUGUGCUUGAUGCGUAGUGCCAUACGUGGCAUCACUUGGCUGUGGGCUCUGAGAUAGAUCUGUUCCUGGCAGCUCUCAGAAUUGAAUGGAAGAGGAAGAGGGAGAAGUUAACAGAACUGAAUCCUUGCUUAGGAGCACUACCAGCAGUUAGUAUUUAACAGCCAUAGGAAACAAAUACUGUGUACAGCCUAGCCUGGGGAUGGAGAAUGGAUAGAUAGAAAAUCAUUAGGUAAUUUAAAGGCUAAAUUAGGCAGGGUUUUGAGUAUCAGAUCACUUCCAGGCAAUUUAAUUUGUAAAAUUCUCUGUAGGAUGAUGAUUUAUAACCUACCCAAAGUUAUGAACAUUCUUAGUGAACUUGGAGGCCUAAGGUUCUUUGAUAGGCCUUAGAUAAGUGUCCUGAGUCAGUGGUUCCCAAAUAUAGCUGAUCAGAACCACUUGGGAAAUUCGUAAAAAGAUAAUUUUUAAAUAAAAUAUUUUAAGAUUUCUGGGCCUGUCUUAAUUAUCUAGUGUUGCCGUAACAGAAAUACAACAAAGUGGAUGGCUUUAACAAAGAGAAAUUUAUUCUGUCUCAGUCUAGUAGGCUACGAGUCCAAAUUCAGGGCAUCAGCUCCAGGGGAAGGCUUUCUCUCUCCGUUAGCUCUGGAGGAAGGUCCUUGUCAUCAGUUUUCCCCUGGUAGAGGAGCUUCUCGUCACAGGUACCCUGGGUCCAAAGGACGCGCAAUUCUCCUGGGUCUUGUUUCUUGGUGGUAUGAGGUUUCCAUGUCUUUCUGUUUACUUUUCUCUUUUAUAUCUCAAAAGAGAAUGGCUUAAGACACUACCUAAUCUUGUAGAUUAAGUCCUGCCUCAGUAACAUAACUGCCACUAAUCCCAUCUCAUCAACAUCGUAGAGUUAGGAUUUACAACACGUAGGAAAAUCACAUCAGAUGACAAAAUGGUGGACAGUCACACAAUACUGGGAAUGGUGGCCUAGCCAAGUUGACAGAUAUUUUUGAGGGACACAAUUGAGUCUAUGACAGGGUCUGAACCUCAAACCUACAGAAUCAAAAUGUCCAGGGGUGAAGCCCUGGAGUUUGUUUUGUUUUCAAAGCGCCCUGGGUGGUUUUCAUCGGCCUGGGUUGCAAACCAUUGCUGGGGAACUGAAAUGAGCCUGGGCAUCUGUAUUCUCUUAGUUCUCCAGGUGCUUCUGAUACACACCAGACUUUGAAACCCACUGUACUGAGAGAAAGAUCAAAGGCCAAACAUCAGAAAGAAAAUGGGGGCCAACCUGUCAAUGUUAUUGGGUAUUUUAAAAAAUGCCAGUUACUGCUACUUUUGCACAGUCUUUUGAGACCUUAACGUUCCCGUUUGUAUUACUGUUUUUAAGUAGGGUUUUGAUUGCGAUGAUUCUGAAGAUAAUAGUAACAAAUUCCCUUUAUGUGGGAGAAAACUGGUUUUUAUUCACUAGUUUGAACCCGUGCAAAAUCACAAAUAAAUUGAAAAUUAAGUCUUGUGUUCAUGGUAGUUAUUGGUCUUUAAGUUAGUUUGUUGAAGUAGUUUUAUACUGAUAGCGCAAGAGUAUUGUGGAAAUGGAGCUUAAAAAAACACCUUCUUUUAAAAAUGAAGUAUUCUGUUUACCUGUUAAUGUACUAGUACCAAUUGCCUAGAUCCUGUUGCCUAGUACUAACUCAGUACUUGAUAUAACAUCCCAAAUACUGCUUAGAAAUGUGACCAUUUUAAUAAAUUGAAUUUGCUUUCUGUUCCCAUUUGCCAGCUCAGGAUUUACCUGCCUUUUCAUGCAUCGUUAGAGGCUGGCUGUCAGCUCUUCUGGAUUUUCUCUGCCAGUUGGUGAACAUUACGGGCCUGAAACUAAUUAAAGAAGGAAUGAAAAUAUAACUAAUUCCUCUCUAUCCCCCAUCCAUAAAGAAAAGAGAAAGCAAUUAGGAUAAGGAAGAAAUCUUUACAGGAUUAGAAAUGUGAUUAUACUAAAAAUAAUUAAGCCCUACUACCUCUUUGGUGAAACUGUUUGGAGCAGGGAUAUUGUUGUAACCCUUCCCUAGAGAAGUUUUUGUAUUUAGGACAAGGUGCUCCACUAACCACUCAGGUGGUCUCUGGCCAAAAAGAAAACACAUAUUCCCAGCAGAGUGCUCUGAGAGACCUGAGAAAGGGCUGUAAACAGAGCUGUGGGCUUGUGACUGCCCUGGUUUCUACUUUGAACAGAAUUGUGGAGCGACCAAAUAAGCAGGGGCAAGAGAUGCAGAUGCAGGGAAGCCCCCUGAGCAGGAAGUAACGAUUUGCUGUUUCAUCAGUACUCAUGGGCCAAAAUUAUUCCAAGAUGAUUUCCCUAAUACACUUCCUUAGCUAUUGCUAAGGUGUGAUUGGGUUCUUCAUUGUGAGUGUGUAUGUGCAUAUGUGGUAAAAAUAUAUGUAACAAAACAUUCGCCAGUUUAACAAUAUUUACACGAAAAAUUCCCUGGCAUUGAUUAUGUUCAUCAGGUUGUGUAACCUUUACCACUAUCUUUUUCCAAAUUAUUCCACCACCAUCGACAGAAACGUAGUGGCUCCUAAGCAAUGACUCCCCCUUCGCCGUUUCCUCCCACCCAUUUGGUCUCUAUCUUUGCCUAUUUUAUAUAAGUGGAAUCAUACAAUAUUUGUCCUUUUGUGACUAACUGAUUUCACUCAGCAUCAUGUUUUUAAGAUUGUUCCAUGUUGUAGCAUAUACCAGGACUUCAUUUCUCUUUGUGGCUGAGUAACAUUCCACUGUAUGUAUUUUCCAUGUUUAUCCGUUCUUCUGUUGAUGGACAUUUAGGGUGUUUCCACCUUUUCACAGUUGUGAAUAGUGCUGCAGUGAACAUUGGUGUAUGUGUUCCUGUUUGUGUUUCUGCUUUCAGUUCUUUUGGGUGUAUACAUAGAAUUGGGAUUGCUGGGUCACAUAAUAGUUCUAUGAGUUCUUCAUUUUUUCUUACUAUCGCCAGAUUUAACUUUUCCUUAGGUGGUCUAUAUUCUGUCCUCAGAUGAGGCUUUUCCUCCUGGCCCUUCUGUAGGCAGUGGCCUUAUUGCAGGGCAUCAUCGAAGGUCGUGGUCAGAGGAUAUAGCAAUCUCCAUGGUAUUCUAUAAAAUCCAGUGACCAGAUUGCCCGAGGAAACAGACCUUAGUGCCCUUUUUUUCCUCCACCCCUUUUUGUUCACUAUGUAUAAAAAGAUUCCUCAGCAGUGUAAGUGACUCAUCUAUUAAAGUCAAAUAACCCCCAAAGCUGUAAGUUGGAAUAGGUAGGAAGCUAGUAGAAAAUGGUGUGUGUUGGAAGGAAUUCUACAUGAAUUUUUGAUUCAGAAGUAAACACCAGAAACUGAAAAUGUAUCUACAUACGACCUUUGUGGUUGUUAGAAAAAUCUUGCUUUUCUUUGGCUUUCUAACAUGAUCUGAAUUCUCUUAAAUUUGACCUUAGGGUUUCAGUAUAAUAAUGCUAUUGCCCUUAACAGCCCUCUACUGUAUAAUGGGUCUAUUUUAAUACCUCUUCUUCAGAUCUCCUUUGAUUCACAUUCAAAAUCCAUCUGAUUGGGAACUAAUAACAUGCUAAUGGGAAUAAAGACGAGAAAGUGAAUAGGAAGAGGAGGGAAAUGAGAUGGCUUUUUUGCAGGACACCCUAGUCCCACUACAUACCAAGAUCUGAUUUUAUAGAGAACUCUUCUCUCAGAUCUGUGAGUUGUAUGGGGCUCUUACGCUAGCUUUUAAAUAAGAAGGCAAAGAAACAGUUCUUCCCAUUUUAUGUUUGAGAGAAUAAAUGUCUCAAAAUUUGACUGACGGAAAGGCAGUGGUUGAAUUUGUAGCAGAGCCAAGGCAUAACUGCAAGGCUUCUAAUUCCCUGUCUCCUUUCUGUCAUUUAGGAUUCUGGAAAACAUUUGGCCUGAAAAACCUAUUUUAGAAAAUAAGCCAGACAUUCAGAGACGUAGAACUGACCCCCUUUUUUGGGUUGAAACUCUUGAUUCGUGUUAAAUAGCUUUCGAGGUCAUGUUCAUGAGUGGAAUAGAGAUGUGGAAUUAAAGUUUGGGCCAAAUUAGGUAUAUUGUAAAGAGCAUACAGGGCAGACAUAUCCUAAAAUGUUUCAUUGGUGACUUUUGCUUACUAAGAUAGGUCACCUAGGUACAGUGACUUUCAUUUAAUUUUGAAUAUCAACUUAUUUUCAAAUGCAGGGGUUUUGAUAGCCAUUCUGUUUUCAACAGUUGCUGCCAGUACCUAACAUUUGCAUGCUGAUUAUAGGCCAAGUACUCUCCUAAGCAUUUUACUGGAUCAUUUUACUUUCACAAUGACCUAUUGAGAUAAAUAUAUGAGGAAACUGAGGCAAAAAAAAAAUUAAGAUGAGGUUAGACAGCUGGCAGGUGACAAAGCUGAGAUUUUUAACUUUAAGCAGUGACUCCAGAAACACUACACUGCCUCCCAUUUUGGAUGUGUAUGUUUUGGGGGUGGCAUCCUUGAAGUUUCUCCAUAUAACAAGUUUUCAGUAUGGUGGAAACAGUAACUUAUUAAAUGGCUAUAAAGAUUUUUAGGAAAGUGGGGAAAAGAAAAAUCCAAAUCACUCAUAGUCACACAAUCCAAACAAAGCCUCUGUUUCCAUUUUGAUAAAUUUGUUUUCAGCCAUUAUUUUUA
Molecule: messenger RNA, 6321 nt
Organism: Loxodonta africana (African savanna elephant)
Lineage: Eukaryota; Metazoa; Chordata; Mammalia; Proboscidea; Elephantidae
Gene: RAB29
Product: RAB29, member RAS oncogene family
Exons: 5
Coding region: 415-1029 (204 amino acids)
Biological process (GO): phagosome-lysosome fusion; endosome to lysosome transport
Cellular component (GO): trans-Golgi network; lysosome; late endosome
Molecular function (GO): GTP binding; GTPase activity
Source: RefSeq, a predicted model, not a curated record